Paraglomus brasilianum is the source of this 489-nucleotide messenger RNA. The record is from the annotation of a GenBank genome assembly. NCBI's taxonomy places the organism in Eukaryota, Fungi, Glomeromycota, Glomeromycetes, Paraglomerales, Paraglomeraceae.
AUGUCGUUCUCCUACGCCGAUGCAGCACGAAAACCUCCGCUGCCCUCGCUUGACUCUUCGUAUGAAAACCUCGAAGCUAAUAUUAUAAUCGAAGCAAAGAACGCUGUUAACUCUCAAACCUCCUCCAGCGCGACAAACCAAUUCUCAGAAAGCUCAGAAGUCGAAGACAAGACUGGAGAGAACUAUUCUGCCACUUUGAAAAGACGAGAUGUCUCUCCGGAAACUUUAAAGUCUCUACGAGAGGGCGACAAUGAGGACAGUGGGGAACACGAGGAGAGGCGGAAGAAUACAACAAGGACAAGAGAUAUUAAAAAAGAUAAACCAAAGAAAGAGUUGACUGGGAAAAUGAUUGCUUUAAAUGUUGCAAUUGACGUUGUUCUGGCUGGUCUGUUUGUUGGAUGGAUAUAUAAAGGACAGAGACCGCUCAACAAAAGUUUUAUCACGUUUGGCAGCAUUGGACUGUCUGCUUUUUAUGGUUGGCAAUGGUAA